Dreissena polymorpha is the source of this 1624-nucleotide messenger RNA. RefSeq lists its product as uncharacterized. The record is from RefSeq and is a predicted model, not a curated record. NCBI's taxonomy places the organism in Eukaryota, Metazoa, Mollusca, Bivalvia, Myida, Dreissenidae. Bases 2 to 931 code for a protein of 309 amino acids. The transcript has 2 exons.
UAUGAACGUUGUUUUGUAUUCUCAGACAGUAUACUUUAUGAACGUUGUUUUGUAUUCUCAGACAGUAUACUUAAUGAACGUUGUUUUGUAUUCUCAGACAGUAUACUUUAUGAACGUUGUUUUGUAUUCUCAGACAGUAUACUUUAUGAACGUUGUUUUGUAUUCUCAGACAGUAUACUUUAUGAACGCUGUUUUGUAUUCUCAGACAGUAUACUUUAUGAUCGUUGUUUUGUAUUCUCAGACAUUAUACUUUAUGAACGUUGUUUUGUAUUCUCAGACAGAAUACUUUAUGAUCGUUGUUUUGUAUUCUCAGACAGUAUACUUUAUGAUCAUUGUUUUGUAUUCUCAGACAGUAUACUUUAUGAACGUUAUUUUGUAUUCUCAGACAGCAUACUUUAUGAACGUUAUUUUGUAUUCUCAGACAGCAUACUUUAUGAACGUUGUUUUGUAUUCUCAGACAGCAUACUUUAUGAAGGUUGUUUUGUAUUCUCAGACAGUAUACUUUAUGAACGUUGUUUUGUAUUCUCAGACAGUAUACUUUAUGAACGUUGUUUUGUAUUCUCAGACAGCAUACUUUAUGAAGGUUGUUUUUUAUUCUCAGACAGUAUACUUUAUGAACGUUAUUUUGUAUUCUCAGACAGCAUACUUUAUGAACGUUGUUUUGUAUUCUCAGACAGCAUGCUUUAUGAAGGUUGUUUUGUAUUCUCAGACAGCAUACUUUAUGAAGGUUGUUUUGUAUUCUCAGACAGCAUGCUUUAUGAAGGUUGUUUUGUAUUCUCAGACAGCAUAUUUUAUGAAGGUUGUUUUGUAUUCUCAGACAGCAUACUUUCUGCAGAGCCUUGUUCUGGUGUGUCAGUUUCACAAAACUGUAUGUAUAUGGACCUCAAACUGUAUGUAUAUGGACCUCAAACUAUUGUAUUCAAUAAAAUGACUCCGCGUCACUUAGAAAAGACCUCAAGACAAGACUUUGGGUCAGGUUGAAAUGAAAUUUAAUUACCUUUAAAUGUGUACUCGACAAAGUUGGGAGCAGAACUGACUGUUCAGAGAGAAAACGCACGCUUUUAUACUCAUAUGGCGUUAAUCGGAUAUUUUUUAUAUUCAUAUUGUAGAUAUCUUCGUUAUAGUGAUUUGACAAAAUUAUGUGACUAAAAAAGAGGUUCUGAUCUUUAUUAACACAAUGAGCAAAUAUUCUACAAAUGGGUAUAACAACAACAUACAACGAUACUUCUCUAAGUGUAUUUCUCAACAAUGAAUAAAACCUUGGCCAACCUGCCAGAACUCUAAGGACACAAUUACUACAUAAAUUAAAAGAAACAAUAUACAAAUAAAAAUAAACAGAAGUAAAAAUGGUGUAAGGGUAAAAAUUGCCACAAUAACAUUCUUGUGCAUGAUGCGAAUCUAUAUUAGACAAGCACUCGCAUCCCUUGUUGCUGUCCUGAAUGGUUUUGUCAUGUCCUGUUCUAGCAAUAACAUUCUUGUGCAUGAUGUGAUUCUUAAUUAAACUUGCACAAUGAUAAUCAUAACAAGACCAUGUGUUGCUCCCACAAACAAUGCCUCUUACUUUUAAAUCAAGGUCACAGCCUCUUACUUUAAAAUCAAGGUCACAGCAGAGAGACACUUGUGC